UAUUUUUAAUAGUACUCAUUCAGAGUUAUCAACCAUGCAAAGUCAAAUGGAAGAGCUUCAAACUAUUUAUCAAUCAGAUGAACCUGUUGAAAUAGCUAUACCUUAUAAAAGAAAAUCUUGUUUAACUGAGAUUAUAAUUGAACCUCCAA
Funneliformis caledonium is the source of this 149-nucleotide messenger RNA. The record is from the annotation of a GenBank genome assembly. Lineage: Eukaryota; Fungi; Glomeromycota; Glomeromycetes; Glomerales; Glomeraceae.